AAAAGUGUUAGUUCAUUCAAUGAGGUGUCUACAGAUGAGCAUACAGAUGGGUUGGCUGUGGAAGUUGAUGACAGUGAUACUGCUCAAGGCCCUCAAACCACAGACCUUACUGAAGAAUACACGGUUCAAAGUUCCAGCAGCACGGCUCAAAGCACUUCGAGCAAGUCUAUGAUAACUACUCGUGAACCUGACCAAGAACCAUCAGCAAAUAUUCCCGAUCAGCCUGAGACUAACGCCAUGGCUCAAAACACUCAGUACACCACGGCUCAAAACACUCAGUACACCAUGGCUCAAAACACUCAGUACACCACGGCUCAAAACAUUACAAGCACACUUGACACCCUUCAUCUUGACUCUCCAAUCACUCCACCCGAAACUGUGGAAUCCCUUCGUGCAUAUGAAAAAGAGCCAGGCGAAGCACAGAAGUUUUUAGAUCGCAUGGUACAUGGCUUCACGUGGCCCGCUUCGAUGCCCGAUAACAUUAGAGGUCAGGUUUUCUGGGGGUUCACAGAUGAUCUUAACUUUAACGCUCCUGGAGGUGAUAUAGAUCGAGAAAUCGUGGCAAAUUUUCUUUACUUCUAUAACAGUCUUGAGGCGGGAAUGUUUGAUGAACAUCAGAAAGACUGGGUACUGGUGAACGGACAGAAGGUAGUAAAGUAUGGGUCAGAUGAGUAUACGAAUCAGCAAUUAUCAGACCUCCAAGAUGAAAUGCCCGCUGCCAUUUAUCUCCCAGUUGAUCCAUUACUUCGUGAAAAAAUAUUUCAUCCAGUCCCCGCGGCGAGGAAGUGA
Molecule: messenger RNA, 789 nt
Organism: Paraglomus brasilianum
Lineage: Eukaryota; Fungi; Glomeromycota; Glomeromycetes; Paraglomerales; Paraglomeraceae
Source: the annotation of a GenBank genome assembly